GUCCGCGUGGGCAGGUAACUGAACACCAGACCGGAGCGCUCGUGCAUGUGUAAUGGUCCCUGAGGUUAAACUGCAGAGCGGCAGCUCGUGGCUUCAAGCCAGAACUGACGAUUUUUACCGAAGCUUCCCGAGCAGCGUCGAUCUCAAAUGGUCCACAAACCCGACAUCAACCGAAACUCUCCAGUUACUCCCGAUUCGGUCCCAUUGAAGUCCGUUGCUGUCGGGUUGGGGGUGAUGGGGUGGACGAGAUUUAUGAAAUAAAGAAAAAAAGAAAAAGGCGAUAUCCAGAAAGCAUCAGUCCCGAGCCCCUCCCAGCCCAGUGAUUUUCGGAUUCGAGGCUUGACAAAGAGACAGACUCUUCAAGAUGAAAGUAAUCAGCGCCGCAGUGCUUAGCGCCCUGUUCUGCACCGUUGUGUCAGCAUCUUCCAAAGUCAAAGAGGAACACAGGACAGCCUUCUUCGGGGAAGACGUUCACAUCGAUGUCCCGCCCGGGAAUGUUGGCGAGGUUGUGUUCAAACCCAGGACCAAUCGCUCCACUGAGGUGGUUCUGCUUCGAGCAGGCAAGGUGAUGAAUCCAGGGAGCUACAUCAACACUCUGGGCCACCUGGUGCUGGAAGACGUGCAGGAGAAGGACGAGGGGUUGUAUGUCAUCAAGAACACCAACAGCUCCAACGUCCUCAAGCACCUUAUCCUCAUUGUCAGGGACUGUGCUCUGGAGGAAGUGGUGAAGUACGGAGAAACUUACUACAUCCAUCUCAACCACGUGGAAGGCCCCAUCACCCUGGAGUUCAGACGCAGCCUGGUUCAGCCCAAUCAGACUGACAUACACCACGCCACAGAGUCUCCACCCGUGGUGCUGUACAACCAGACGGCGGUGUCGGCAGACGAAUAUGUGGGACGCCUCAGCGUGUCGGAGAAACGGGUCACGCUGCACUCAGUGAAGAUGACGGACGAGGGGAGCUUUACGGUGCUGGACCACGAGAACAAAAUCAGGAGGAGGAACUGUCUGAAUGUCAGAGAGCACCAGAACUUCUUGCAUCUCUCCUACGGAGGAAACCUGAAGAUGAAACUCUACCUGCACUAUUCCAAUCUUAACAUUGUCUACAGGCGCAAAUCAGACAAUCAGGACCGGCUCAUAGUGGACCAGGGGGUUCUGGUGACGCCGCUGGACCCGAUGCUGGAGGGCAGGCUGACCGUGGAGGGAUCCCUGCUCAUGAUGAAGAAGGUCAACGUGGCCGACACAGGCGUCUUCAAAGUGACAGACCUGUCUGGGUUUACUGUGGCUCAUGUCUACAUAGAGGUGGACGCCUAUAAGCUGCCUCCCCUGACUGUAGCCAUCCUCUCCCUGGUGGGCCUGAUCGCCUUCAUGCUGCUGGUGUGCCUGCUGUCCUGUAUCUAUAAAAUGCACAGGAGGAACGAGAAGAGCAAGAGGCUGAUGCUCAUUGCUCAGCAGGCCGGCAAGGGAGAUGGCGAGGCUUUCAGACAGGUGGUCCAUGAGGCUUACACCAGGUUCGCUGAAGAGUCUCUGAUGCAGUCUGUGUGUGAAAAGACCUCAGAGAGCACCGAGGUCACAAUCAAGGGACUCGAGGUGUCCAAGCCGGGCCGCUACCACACUCUCUCCUCAGAAAACUUUAUGGAGAUGAGCGACUCUGGUGUGGAGUUCACCUCUGGGCUUCCACUGGACAGUGACACUGAUGCUGCGAUGACAUACGCGUCCCACAAGCCCCUCCUGAAUGCCAUCUCCCCAACGGCUGUGACCGGAGUGGUUAACUCCGACAGCCUGGAGGCCACUUUGGCCCCCCAAGGCGACCUCAGCGCCAGCCGGACCCCUGACUCCGUCAUGAGUGCCAGCCCUGCCUCCAACCCUCGUUCACUUGCAGCUGCCACCCCCGACGGCAGCCUGUGUGGUGCUGCAUCACCAGGAGCGGCCUCCAGGGGCACUGCUGGAUCAGAUUCAGCCAAGAUAGAGGGAGGAGCUGAGAGCGGCGAAGCCGGGCAGAAGGAGGAAUCAGCUCAGAGCACCUGAGAGGAAACACCAGGGUUAAUCUUUUUUUUUUUUUUUAGCUCAUGGUCCAGUAACAACAUCCACAACCAUCUGACUCUCUGUCCCGGGAACCCUAACAUAUCCAAACACCACUAAGUUCUUGAUCAGUGCAUUUGAAACAUCACAGACAAAAUAUUGAUGCUUGAAUCCGGAUGUCAGUUUAGCCUAGAAGAAAACAACAAAGAGACAGCUGCACAAAAUGCACAACACAAAAAUCAGUGCAGUAAAUGAGAUGCGAAAGACUAAACCCCGAGCUCCAUCAAAAAGAAGAACAAAGCGAGCCUGUGCAUAUGGAAAAUGCAUGCAUUUAAAUUAAACUUUAAAAUAGAUAUUAUAGUUCAGAUCUGCGGGAAGAUGCUGACGUUAGACUAGACUGAUUGCAUGCAAGCUUCGAUGGGCCAAAAAAAAAAAAGAAGCACAGGCUCCAAAAGAAGUUGUGAUGAUGUGAAAAGGAUAAAACACUCAGCACUUUUAGGAAAACACCUAAAUGGGAUCAAAUAAUUUUUAGCUCCGUCGGAAGGAUGUCAAAGAGAAAAGAAUUACAGAAGUUUGACAGUCUGACAGCUCGAGUCAGUCGGCCCAACAAAUCAGACAUUAUAUUCCAAGACCGAGGCUACUAACAACAACAGCAGAGAGCUGCGUCUGCAUUGAGGCGAGUCUCAAUGUGUUGCCUCUGACAGCACUUUUGUCUGCUCUCUCUGCAUCAGGCAGACACUGCGAUGAUUGCAUUUCAUCCCACCUACACACAGACUCUAUUAUUAACAGUACAAGUAUGUCAGGAAGCGUCUCCGCCUCUCAGACAGAACUGCUUGUUUCAGCACUCGUUCACUGCUAUCCACGAGCAAAAACCUCCUGGAUGUAUUCUUUCGAGAAACCUGCAAACUGAAACAAGCUCUGUAGAUUGAACACCGCCUCUCCUCCGCGAGUACCACUGUUUGUUUUCCUUCCUCUCAUAUCCCGCGUGUCAAAUCUGCCACAUUUGAAGGCAUCAUCUGAAGAAACCCGUCGAACCGUCCACCUCGUCUCACUCACGCUAAUGAUCAAUGUGAGGGAAAAACACCCACGAGAACGACAGCUAACUGUAGAAACUAUCCUCAUCUCUUUUUGUUUUAUCCCCAGUGGAGUUGUCACAAGCCCUGUCAGAGCAAAAUAAAAUUGGAAGAAUACUGUGCAACACUUCUGGGACUUUUGGAACAGCUCCCGAGAACGUAAUUGGAUUCUUGGUCUCUUCACAGAAGAGCCGAUUCAUGGACACCACAGAGUGACGAGUGGUGAUAAAAGAGACGACAGAGAUGGAACAGGGCACUAUUCGGAGAACAGAUAAAUGACUUGCAUGAUUUAAAGCCUCCUAUUUUCAUCUCAGUCCCCAUCCAGCUCUGAUUAUUGCAGCCCAGUUGUUUGCCAAAAUGAAGUGACUGGAAAGACGCAGUUGGAUCAAUCUCUGAUAACGACGCAGCCUGCAGCCCCCGCGGAAUGAGACUGAAUAACCGUGAUUAUGUGGUGUGUGUGUGUGUGUGUGUGUGUGUGUGUGUGUGUGUGUGUGUGUGUGUGUGUGUGUGUGUGUGUGUGUGUGUGUGUGUGUGAGGAGGAGGGGGAGUUCACACAAAGCAACCAACAAUAUUAGACCUUCAAUGCAUGGAGACUCCUCUCAGUCCACGUAAAUGAAAAAUAGGAAAUGAAAAAGAAGGAGGACUCUCUCAAAGUAUAGAAAUCCUGAAUUAAUAGCUAAAGUAAUAUCAACAACUGAAAAACAUAUUUUUGCUGCUUGUGCUCCAAGAAUCCACCUGUAAUAAUAUUACAAAGGCGUCUCGCUCAACAUCCACUUCACUUCACACUCCAGGAAGGUCAAAUGUUUACACAUAUUUCAGUUCAAGUGUAUUCAGCUUCUCUGUGACCAUGUUAUGCCUCUUACUAUGUGAAUGACAUUCAAAUCCCAAUAACUAAGAGGUCUUCCUUUAUAUUUCUUUACUGUAAAGAGCUCUAAAGCAUGUGUGAGUUUAAAAGGAAGAGCCCUGA
Molecule: messenger RNA, 4060 nt
Organism: Larimichthys crocea (large yellow croaker)
Lineage: Eukaryota; Metazoa; Chordata; Actinopteri; Sciaenidae
Exons: 10
Coding region: 365-2026 (553 amino acids)
Source: RefSeq, a predicted model, not a curated record